Neofelis nebulosa (Clouded leopard) is the source of this 3513-nucleotide messenger RNA. It is a transcript of the gene TAF1C, whose product is annotated as TATA-box binding protein associated factor, RNA polymerase I subunit C. Lineage: Eukaryota; Metazoa; Chordata; Mammalia; Carnivora; Felidae. Gene Ontology annotation, biological process: transcription by RNA polymerase I. The transcript has 15 exons. The record is from RefSeq and is a predicted model, not a curated record. The coding region runs from base 156 to 2750 and encodes 864 amino acids. Gene Ontology annotation, molecular function: RNA polymerase I core promoter sequence-specific DNA binding; protein binding. Gene Ontology annotation, cellular component: fibrillar center.
CCGGCCCGGAAGACCGUUAAUACCCGUGGUGGUGCCGUUCCAUCUCGGGCGCUGGAGUCGGGGGGUAGUUUGCGGGCUCCCUCGUGGCGUGCGGGUUAGGCAGGUGCCCCGCGGAGGUCCAGGUCGCCGAUGAGCACAGCAGAGCCCGGGCCACGAUGGACUUCCCCGGCUCGCUCCCACCCACGUUGUUUAGGACCGGCCCCCUUGGUGUGAGUAACACCCCUGACCUGUCUUUCAUGUGCAGCUGGAGAGACGCGCUCACCCUGCCUGAGCCCCUGGCCCAGAACUCCCAGAAUGGGGUGUCGUGCACGGCCGCAGCCCCGCUCUGGGAGCCGGAGACCCCCGGGCCCCUUCCCUUGCUGCCUCCUGGUCCCGAUCCCUGGGACCCUGGGGUGACCGCCCGGGACCUGCUUUUCCGGGGAGGUAUCCCGUUCCGAAGAAAGCCCCGGGCCGUGCUGGAUGUGACAGAACAGCUCAGCCGCUUCCUGUGGGACCACGGGGACAUAGCCUUUGCGCCCCUGGGGAAGCUGAUGCUGGAGAAUUUCAAACUAGAGGGAGCACGGAGCCAUUCUAAGAAGAAGACAGUGGUCAGUGUGAAGAGUCUGCUCCAGGACCUCGGUGGACACCAGCCCUGGGGGUGUCCCUGGGCUUCCCUCAGCUUCCGACAGCGCCGGUUCUCCAUCCUCGGGGGCCCCGUCCUGGGCACGUCUGUGGCCGGCCUGCUGGGAGAGCUGCUGCAUGAGGAGCUGGCCACGCGGUGGGAGCGGCUCCUCCUGGACGACGCGUUUACCGGGGGCGCGUUGGCCUGGGUGCCCGGAAGGACGCCCCAGGUGGGACAGUUGGUGUACCCUGCGGGAGGCGCCCUGGACAAGCUGCAUUUCCAAGAGGUCAGCGUGGCCCCAGGUGGUGACCCCCAGGCCCUCGGCGACCCUGGCCACAUCCAGCUCCGAGGGCCUGUCCGGCAGGUGGUGACCCACACCGUGCAAGGGGAAGCCCUGCUGGCUGUCCGGUCUGACUACCACUGUGCCCUGUGGAAGGUCAGUAAGCAGGGGCGCCCCGCCCCCCUCCGGGUGCUGCAGAUCGGGAAGGGGGCCACAGGGAUCAGCCUCAGCCCUCACCUGCCUGGGGAGCUGGUUGUCUGCAGCCGUUCGGGAGCCGUCUGUCUGUGGACCCCCCAGGAUGGGCUGCAGCAAAUUUACAAGGACCCCGAGACCCUUGUGUUCCGGGACCCCUCUCCCUGGCGCUGGGCAGACUUCACGGCCCAUCCCCGGGUGCUGACCGUGGGUGACCGCACCGGAGUGAAAAUUAUCGACACUCAGGGCCCGCCCGGGUGUGGUCUGCUGCUCUUUCGUGGCGGGGCAGAAGCAGCGUGCCAGAAAGGGGAGCGUGUCCUGCUGACCCGGUACCUGGGGGGGUGCGGCCCCGAGCCCCUGUGCCCCACGUUCCAUCUCAUCCUGACCCAGUUCUCGCUCUACCUGGUGGAUGAGCGCCUCCCCUCGGUGCCCCUGCUGAAGUGGAAUCACGACCUCCCCUCCGCCCCCCUGUUUGCCCAGCUGCUGCCCCCGCCCCAGCCCGGGCACGCACAGCCACUGCUGCUGGGGGGCCAGGGCGGGCACCUGCGGCUGUUGCAGCUCGCAGGAACGGGGGCCUCCGCGCCCCGGCUGGCGGGCCCCCCCCAGUCUCUCCCGUCCAGCAGCGACUCCCUCUCCGCGUUCCCCCUGCUGGAGCCCAAGAGUCAGUGGCGGCUGCAGGAGCGUCUGAAAGCGCCAACCCUAGGUCUGGCUGCCGCCCUCCUGCCCUCUGCCUCCGCGCCGGUCCUGUUUCUCUUCCAGCUUUCCGCGGCUGGGGAUGUCUUCGACCAGCGCCUCCGCCUCCAGGCGGACCCCGGGCUCGCCUCCGGCGCCCCCGUGGCUUCCUGGACUCCCCAGGCCACCGCCCGCUGCGGCCGGUGGCUGAAGGCCCUGCUGGAGGUACCCCUGCCUCCCCCCGUGUGGGCAGCACCCAACUUCUCCCACCGCCGUGUGCUAGGCUGCGUGGAACCGCGGCAGAUGGAACAGAAGGUGCCGGAGGGUCUCCGUGCGGCCAUGGCCGAAGGGCGACUCCUGCUGCGGAGGGACCUGGGCGCCGUCCGCUCUGCGGAGCCACCCCCUGCCCCCGAGCCAGGCCCCGAGGACGAGCUCAGUGCGCGUUUGGAGGCAGCCUGGGAAGGCCGGGCGGCCGCCUGGUGGGAGAGCCGGCAGGGCGGGAGCUCGGGGCCCGGGAAACGGCCCAAGCGGCACAAGCGCCGGACUCAGCUGUCCGGCACCUUCUCCUCGCUCAGUGGCCGCCUGGACCUCUCGGACGCCACCAGCCCCCCCCGCAGCCCAGACCGGACGUCCCCUGAGGCCGGGCCUCGACCACCGGUGACCCCGCCCUCCCAGGAGCUGACCCAGGAGCCGUGGGCUCGGGGUGUCCCCUCGGAGAGGCAGCAGACGCUCCGGGACUACAUGGCCAAGCUACCGCUCCGCGGGGACCCCCCAGGAGGCGUCUCCUCACCCCUGUCCCAGGCCUCCAGCGUCCGGGCCACCCCCUCCAGGCAGCAGCCCCUCCAGGGUGGCUCAGCAGAGCGGCCGCUCCGAAGGCACACGCUGGGAGGUGCCGCCGUGCCCUCUUCCCAGACCUCCAGCGGCUGGGCCACCCCCUCCAGGCAGCAGGCGCCUGUCCCCUCCGGUUCUCAGCCGAGGAGGAGGAAGCCCCGCAUGGGCUUCUGAGGCCCCGGGAAGCUGCUCCCCCACCCCGAGAGCCCUUCUUCUCCGACAGCCGCCCCUUCCAGGCUGGAGCCCAGGAAGUGGAGAGAACAGUCUCCAGGGGGCAGACCUUUCUGCUUCCUGGAGGUCACGGGACUGCAGGAAAUACCCCAGAAAUGAUCGGGAGCCAAGUCAGAGCCACGGGGACAGCAAAAUAGUCGUUUCUCCCCGUUUAUGCUUUUGCUCGAAGUUCCUUCCCGACCGCAUGUUGCAAAGGCCCCGGUGGUCUCGUCGACCCGUGCAAAGGCCUGAAGGUCCGUGUUGUUGGGAUUCGUUCCCUGCAGGGGACAGUGUUGCGCUUAAAAGCAGGGGCCCCGUCGACAUUGGGGUCACGGUGCGGGUGCCUCGCCGUGCUCAGGGAGGCUGCUGGUGCCAGUUAGUUGGUGUUUGUUGAGCAGUUUCGACCAGGAUCUAAUGUUCUCUAUGGGGAGACGCUCGGUCCUGCGUUUAGGGAUUGAAUAAACUCGGCCGCUGAGCCCGAGCCCGGCAGUGUCCCUUUGCGUGGCUUUUGACGUGUAACGUGUGAAUUGACGUCCUCCGAAGCAUGUGGCUCAGUGAAAGAUCCUGCUGUCCUGGGGGGAAAAGGGGCCCCCAGAAUGUCACAGGACACCAGGACUUCGCCCAGAUUUCUUAUCACACGUGAGGAGAAGACUGGUCCUUUUCUCGGGGCACCUGAGGGAAAGAGGCGCACACGACUCGCACAGAUAUUAAAUAACACCCUGACUCG